GCACCAUGCACUGUUCAUCACACUAGUAGGUCUAUACGUCUAUGAAGAGUCGAAGGCCCUGGUGCGGGAGAGACGGGCGACACGGGCAACAAGACGGUGGGCAUACCUGUCCCGGCUGACUGUGUAGAAGGACAUGGAAGGAUACGCCUGCAGCUGGCCAUGACUCACUGACUCACUAUCCAGGCCAUCUCGCCCGGCACUGCCGAAUCUCGAAAACUUAAAGGCGCGACACCACCACCAUCUGUCAGUUACUGAGCAGCUACAGCAGGUUCAAGAUGAAUGCAACUUCCCUCAUCCACGCAGAUGAUCAUAUCGAAUCAGCCUGUGAUGUUGCCCCUCCCAUCCACAUGUCAACAACCUACGCCUACACGUCCGACAACAAAGUCCAAUCAGCCAUCUACUCACGCCUGAGCGUGCCUACCAUUGAACGCUGCGAGGCAGUGUUGCAUACGUUACUACAAGGUUCAGUCACAGUGACGUAUGCGAGUGGUUUAUCAGCCAUCAUGGCACUUUUGUGUCAUUUGCAUCCUGCACAAAUCUUCCUUGAGCGCGCUGAACAUGGUGGGUAUCAUGGCACACUGGGCGUUGCUGGGAUUAUUUCUCGCUUGAAUGGAAUGAAGGUGCAUCACCUCGAUACACUCGACACAGUGACACCUGGCAAGGGAGAUGUGAUUUGGUUGGAGACGCCGCUGAAUCCAACGGGUGAAGUGACUGAUAUCGCACACUAUGUUGAGAUUGCCAAGAAACACGGUGCUGUGGUUUGUGUUGAUUCAACGUUUGCACCACCGCCCUUGCAGAAUCCAUUUGAGCAAGGUGCCGAUUGGGUGAUGCACUCUGCAACCAAGUAUUUCGGUGGCCAUUCGGAUUUAUUGGCUGGUGUGAUUGCUGCUCGUCCAGGGUUGGGUGAUGCAGAGAGCCUCAAGGAGCACUUGAUUGAUGAUCGUGAAAAUUUGGGGACAGCCAUGUCUGGUCAGACGGCGUGGUUGUUGUUGAGAUCGCUACGGACAUUCAAGAUGCGAAUUGAGCGACAAGUUGCGAAUGGAGCGAUUGUGGCUGCACGCAUGGCAGAGUUGGUGAAGGAAGGCAAGUUGCAGAAGGUAGUGCAUGGCUCGUUGCAGGAGGCCGAGGGUGCUGCGUUUGUGAAGAAGCAGAUGCCAGGUGGGUAUUCGCCUACCUUUGCUAUUUACUUGAAGAACGAGAAGCAGGCAUCGACUUUCCCCAACAAGCUGAAGCUGUUUCACCAUGCGACGAGUCUGGGUGGUGUUGAGUCUCUUGCUGAGUGGCGGACGAUGAGUGACUCGCAGUGUGACAGGACGCUGGUGAGGCUGUCGAUUGGUGUGGAGGAUGCUGGUGACUUGGUUGCUGAUAUUGAGCAGGCCCUGGUGCAGGUGUCUUCUCUGUAGUGCAUGUUGUAGACUAUUUGGCGUGCAAUCUGAAUUUGUGUCCAUGAAGUUGGCAUGAAUUUUGUGCACUGUCCCCGUGUCUCCCUCAUC
Protomyces lactucae-debilis is the source of this 1493-nucleotide messenger RNA. Its product is annotated as putative trans-sulfuration enzyme. The transcript has a single exon. Gene Ontology annotation, molecular function: pyridoxal phosphate binding; carbon-sulfur lyase activity. The coding region runs from base 276 to 1403 and encodes 375 amino acids. Gene Ontology annotation, cellular component: cytoplasm. Gene Ontology annotation, biological process: transsulfuration. The record is from RefSeq and is a predicted model, not a curated record. Lineage: Eukaryota; Fungi; Ascomycota; Taphrinomycetes; Taphrinales; Protomycetaceae.